UGCACUUUAUAGUCACACUUGUGCAGGUCUAUGGAAUAAUUUGUGAAAUUACAUUGCAUAGGACAUCCUUGACCGGACAGUUUUUGAAACGCAGGUAAAUUUAUCACCGCUGUAUCAUUGUAUUAUCAGAUUUUUAACUGGACUGUUGACUGAAGAAGAUUUUACCCGCACUUUGUUUAAAAUACUGAAUUUGAACCACACAAACAAUCGCUUAUAAAAGGCUACCCAAAAGAAGGCUAUCGAUUUAAAGUAAACAGAGCGUAAUCGGGUAGUAUCCUCAACUGGCCCAAACCACCCAUAAAAUGACAUCCGUGGAUCUGACCGUUCGGUCCAGUCCUGGUCCUAACCCAGGUCCUCACAGCGUGACACAGUGGCAACUGAGCGGGACAGACUACCAACCCCAGUCGGCCCUGAUGCAUCGCAGCUCGUUCACAGGGACAGCCGACACCCGCUUCAGUGCCUGGACUCCCAUCACAAACAAGACCACCAACCACCAGUUGUUUGAGGAGCGGACCACCCUGGUGCUUCACUGGUUUGACCUUUGGACUGACCGCCAGAGAAAACUCUUCCUGCAGGCGCUGCUGUCACAAUGCACCAGGUCCCAGCUCAA
Messenger RNA from Oncorhynchus tshawytscha (Chinook salmon), 610 nucleotides. Its product is annotated as epithelial cell-transforming sequence 2 oncogene-like. The annotation marks the transcript as partial. The transcript is spliced from 2 exons. The record is from RefSeq and is a predicted model, not a curated record. Lineage: Eukaryota; Metazoa; Chordata; Actinopteri; Salmoniformes; Salmonidae.